AUGAGGAACCCUUUCGAUAUGUCCGACUUGGACUCGCUCGUCGACGAGCAAGACCAGCAGGAGAUCUAUGCCGACCUUCACUCUUAUCAAUCGCACGACGGCAAUCGUUCUUUAUUACAGAACGAAAAUCGUCGCAAUGACAAUCUGAAGGACCGCUUUAUUGGUGCCAUCGACACGGGCACGACUAGUUCUCGUUUUAUCAUCUUCGACUGUACUGGUGUCCCCGUAGCGAAAUACCAGACCGAGUUUCGUCAGAUCCACCCAUACUCAGGAUGGCACGAACAGGAUCCCUUCGAGCUGGUCGAUUCCGUUUACAUUUGCAUCGAAGAAGCGAUGAAGACGUUCCUCGCCCUAGGCCACUCUACCGACGAAAUCGAGGCGAUAGGGAUCACCAGUCAACGAGAGACUGCGGUGUGUUGGGACUGGGAAACCGGCGAACCUCUCCACAAUGCCAUCGCAUGGCCCGACACCCGGACCAAGGGCUUGGUCCGUGAGUUGAAAUCUAGACCGGGCGCAGAUGAUCUCAAGAACAUGUGUGGUCUUCCGCUGUCUACCUACCCCUCCUCCGUUACCUUGGUAUGGAUGCUCGAGCAUCUGCCCGAAGUCAAGGCGGCAUAUGAGGACGGAAGACUCGCCUUCGGUACUGUCGACUCGUGGCUCAUCUAUAAUCUGAAUGGCGGCCCUGAGGGUGGUCGCUUGGUCACCGAUGUGACCAACGCCUCGCGAACAAUGUUCAUGAACCUUGAGACGCUUGAUUAUGACGACCGGUUGCUCAGCUUCUUCGGGCUGGACAGGAACAAGAUCCGUCUACCUACCAUUCUUCCGUCGUCGGACCCAGAUGGAUAUGGAUAUGUUAGCUCGGGUCCUCUAGAAGGCAUCCCCAUCGCUAGCUGCCUUGGUGACCAGUCCUCCGCCUUGGUUGGCCACUGCGCCUUCACGCCGGGAAGUGCGAAGAACACGUACGGUACUGGAUGCUUCCUGCUGUACAACGUUGGCGAGAAGCCAGUCAUCUCUAAGCACGGUCUCCUUGGCACUGUGGGCUUCCAACUGGGCAAGCAUCGGAAGCCUGUCUACGCCUUGGAGGGCAGUGUGGCAGUUGCAGGCAGUGGUGUUUCUUUCCUGAUGAACAACAUGGGUUUCUUCCGUGACUCACGCAAAGUCAGUGACCUUGCGGCGUCUGUGCCCGACAGCGGCGGUUGUUACUUCGUCACGGCGUUCAGUGGUUUGUUCGCGCCUUACUGGAUCGAUGAUGCCAAGGGAACUAUCUUUGGCAUUACCCAAUACACGCAACGUGGACACAUCGCAAGAGCCACCAUGGAGGCUGCCUGUUUCCAAACCAAGGCCAUUCUUGAUGCUAUCGAGGUAGAUAGCGGGCACAAAUUGACUCAACUCGCCGUUGACGGCGGAAUGAGCAAUUCUGACAUCUGCAUGCAGACCCAAGCAGAUGUGAUUCAGAUCCCGGUUGAACGUCCCGCUAUGCACGAAACCACCGCUCUGGGGGCGGCCAUCGCCGCCGGCUUCGCCAUCGACGUUUGGAAGGAUUUCAAUGAGCUUAAAAACAUGAAUCGCGCCAACCGCACAACCUUCGAACCUCAUCUUUCCAUUAAGCAGAGUGCGAAGAUGUACAAGCAAUGGUCCAAGGCCGUCGAGAUGUCUCGCGGCUGGACCGACUCGGGUGAAAUGAAUGAGGAAGAAGACGAAGAGUAA
Messenger RNA from Aspergillus steynii IBT 23096, 1707 nucleotides. RefSeq names its product glycerol kinase. Gene Ontology annotation, molecular function: glycerol kinase activity. Gene Ontology annotation, biological process: glycerol metabolic process; triglyceride metabolic process; glycerol-3-phosphate biosynthetic process. The coding region runs from base 1 to 1707 and encodes 568 amino acids. NCBI's taxonomy places the organism in Eukaryota, Fungi, Ascomycota, Eurotiomycetes, Eurotiales, Aspergillaceae. Gene Ontology annotation, cellular component: mitochondrion. The transcript is spliced from 4 exons. The record is from RefSeq and is a predicted model, not a curated record.